Syngnathus acus (greater pipefish) is the source of this 1778-nucleotide messenger RNA. It is a transcript of the gene vsx1, whose product is annotated as visual system homeobox 1 homolog, chx10-like. Gene Ontology annotation, cellular component: nucleus. The record is from RefSeq and is a predicted model, not a curated record. Gene Ontology annotation, biological process: regulation of DNA-templated transcription. Lineage: Eukaryota; Metazoa; Chordata; Actinopteri; Syngnathiformes; Syngnathidae. Gene Ontology annotation, molecular function: DNA-binding transcription factor activity, RNA polymerase II-specific; transcription cis-regulatory region binding. The transcript has 5 exons. Bases 47 to 1111 code for a protein of 354 amino acids.
UUGUCGUCGCCACCUUCGGCCCGGCGCUCUUCGGCGGCCUUUGGCGAUGUCGGAAGUGAUGCAGGACAAGUCCAAAGUCAAGUUGUUGCCUCCCGCAUUUCCCGACAAGUCCCGGCUUCAAAGUUCAGGCUUGCGGUCCAAGGGCUUCGCCAUCACGGACCUCCUGGGCCUCGAGUCCACAUCUGCGUCGUCCGGGGGGGUCGAGGCUCAGAGUGGCGCUGGCUUGGGGCUGGGCCAGACCCUGGGCAGCGCCUUUUCUUUCCCAGGGGCUUCCCUCCCGCUGGGUCUGGGCUUCCUGUGCAGUCUGGCGGCUCAGCGGCCGCCCGGGCCCACUGGAGGACCUCCCUGCUUCUUGCCAGGUCACUUGCCGCUCCUGCAGAGACCCGACGGCCAUUUCCUGCACAGCGCCGACCCCCACAGGGAUACCUUCUCCGAUGAUGAGAUUCUGUCCGACCACGAGUCCAAAAAUUGUUCAGCUUCUCAGAAGAGGAAGAAGCGGCGCCACAGGACCGUCUUCACGUCCCACCAGCUGGAGGAACUGGAGAAAGCCUUCCACGAGGCCCACUACCCUGACGUCUACGCUCGAGAGAUGCUCGCCGUCAAGACGGAGCUGCCCGAGGACCGCAUUCAGGUGUGGUUCCAGAACCGGCGCGCCAAGUGGCGCAAGCGUGAAAAGUGCUGGGGCCGCAGCAGCGUGAUGGCCGAGUACGGCCUCUACGGGGCCAUGGUGCGUCACUCUAUCCCGCUCCCUGAGUCCAUCCUCAACUCGGCUAAGAAUGGCAUGAUGGGCUCCUGCGCCCCCUGGCUGCUCGGUGAGCCGCAUGCACGAAUGCACAGGAAGUCUCUGGAAAUGUCAUCCAAAAAGACCACCGCAUCCCAUCCUGACCGAUUGGACUCAAUGCGCACUUCCGACGCCUGCUGCCACACCCCUGAUGUGGAGGAGGCGGAGCCUGAGGCCGCUGGGCACCGGAAGGAAGACAAGGAGAAUGCAGAGGGGGAGGAGGACGAGGAGGGGGAGGAGGAGGAGGAAGAGGAGGCCAUGGAUUUGUCUAGCUCCUCCAAACAGCAGCAGCUGCUGCAGAGCGAGAUCGGCGCCCAACAGCUGUGCUGAGGCCGCAGCGCCGCCGCCGCAUUAUAUUAUUCAGCCGGCUGCCGCCAUCUUGGAAACAUGACAACAACCACCUGAGUGCCACACGACGCAUCCUGUCGCCGUGGUGACAGCCCAGCGAGACGUCCGUUACCGGUGACAAGUUCGCAGCGGCGCAAUCUGUUCCCGUGGCGACAACUCACCCGUGACGUCCCCCGUCACCAUGACAACAUGCACGCGGAGUCCCCCACCCCCGUUAGCGCAGCGACCACACAUCCGGCACAUCCUCUGUCACCAUGGCAACAAGCAUGCCGCGCACCCCUGUAACUGUGACGGCAAUUCAGCCGCCGCAACUCGUCAUCAAAGACGAUGCGACGUUUGCACAUUCGGCUCGAGCGCGCCGGCAGGCAAAUGCUAGCGGCUAAUUGCUAAAAGCUAAGUGCGAAGUCUGAGCACAAAAGUGACGUUAGCGUAGUUAGUGGUGUGCAAAAUGCGUCACUUGUUGACUUGGGAUCGUUCCUUAGGGCCGCGCAUGGAUGAUAAAUAUGUAAAUGAUGGGCUGAUUGCCUUAGUCUUGUCCUUUCUUGUCUUCGUGUCACAUUUCUCUUUUGUUCCACAUUGAAAUAUAUUGAAUAUCAACGUUUUUACUGUUGGACAGCAGCAGCUGCACAAUAAAACUAAUAUUUUUGGA